AUGGAAAAGACGGCACAGUUGCUCAAACGACGCCACGCAAGCUGGCAACGAAUUGGAAUCGCCCCUACAAAGUUCGGCGCAUCAGGACGAUGCGGAGGAGCGGCUGCUGCCACGGCCGGGCUUUCAGCCUAUCAACAGCCGUUAUGGGGUCGAGACGAACCAGACACGCGCGGAGUUUCGAGACCGGGCGGCCUGGACCACUCAGUGGAGGGUGAGGUGCAUAGCCUGUCUAGAUCAAGGCGGCACAGGUUCGACAGGCUGGCAACUGGAAUCCGAGACGUCCAUUCGCCUCUCCGGGGCUCGGCGCUGUCGUCAGCCGUCCUUCAGCCGUUGAAGGAAUUGGCCACAUCGGAUAUGCGUGCCGGACCGGCAUACCUGUUCUCAUUUCCUCAAGUACCAGCCAAAGGGGACGAACGGCACACGCCCUCGCUGGUUUCCCAACAGAUGGGGGCCAUGUCUUGUCUCAUCUGCAUCAUGGGGUAUAACGCAGACAUUACUGUGCUCUGUACUGCUAAUCGCACUAGUGUUGCCUACAACAAGAGCAUAGGGAAGCUGAGAGUUGAGGUCGGCUGA
Trichoderma virens Gv29-8 is the source of this 573-nucleotide messenger RNA. RefSeq lists its product as uncharacterized. Bases 1 to 573 code for a protein of 190 amino acids. The transcript has 2 exons. NCBI's taxonomy places the organism in Eukaryota, Fungi, Ascomycota, Sordariomycetes, Hypocreales, Hypocreaceae. The record is from RefSeq and is a predicted model, not a curated record.